AUGUCGAACGCCAUGGCGAGCGACGACAACACCGACUGGGCCGCACAGUCCCCUGGUCUUCACGACACCAUCAACAUGAUUGAACGUAUCUGCUCGAUUCCCUCUGUGAUCGGCUGUGUCUUCAUCAUCACCACCUUCUGCCUCUCCGAGAGGUUUCAGAAACCGAUCAACCGCUUGGCCUUCUUCGCUACCUUUGGCAACCUUGCCACCAACGUUGCAACGCUGAUGGGACGAGAUUAUGUCACGAACCCAACAGGAGCGGGCUGUCAGCUGCAGGGGUUCCUGAUCCAGAUGUUCAUGCCGGCGGACGCGUUCUGGGUGUUGGCGAUGGCCAUCAACGUCUACUUGAUCUUUGAGUGCCAGUACGACGCCCAGAAGCUGAGGGCAAUGGAGAAGUGGUACUUCCUAGGCUGCUACGGCCUGACAUUCGUCGUCGCUUUGGCGUUCUGCUUCAUCGAGUCACCUAAAAAGGGCAAGAUGUACGGGAAUGCGACCCUGUGGUGCUGGGUCAGUCCAAAGUGGGAUAUUUUUCGUAUCGCAACCUUCUAUGGACCUGUCUGGGUUUCCAUUGGUUUCACGUUCUUCAUCUACAUCCGAGCCGGGCGAGACAUCUACAGAAACCACAAACAGAUCAAGAAGUUCAACAUCACCAGUUCUCUUGCGGGCGGCCCUGUUGACGAUACUCUGGUCUCUCGCAAGGUUACCGAGGUCUAUAUCACUCACGAGAUAGCCACUGGGAACGCCAUCGGACUCGUGGACCUGGAAAGGAACAACGGCGCUCAAGAACACUCCGAUAACUCGGCAGCCUCUAGGGCAAAUCCUAACUACUCGGUUACUAUUUCGGCAGAUAAUCAGAAGGUACCAGAAACCACCAACGGCGACAACUUGGCACGCAUUACCACCACCACUGUGACUGGGGGCGUGUCUGGAUCAGCAAAUAAUACGCGAACAAAGAAUAAACAUAACAGCGCAAUGUGGCAUUAUUCCAAAUGUUCCCUGUUCUUCUUCACGGCAUUGUUGGUCACAUGGAUCCCCUCGAGUUGCAAUCGUGUCUACUCGGUGGUUCACCAUAACCAAACAGUGAAGGUCUUGGAGUAUAUGGGUGCUGGUGUCUUGCCGUUGCAAGGGUUCUGGAAUGCCCUUAUCUACGCAGUCACUUCUUGGAAGGCAUGCCAGGGUUUCUUUGGCGAAGAUGUGAAGGGGUGGUUCUCAAGGGACACGGAUUCCGGAGACAGCCAGCGUCGAGAAGGUGGUGGUCAUCACCGCAGCUCCUCAAAGGCAGGCAAUGGACAAGCUGCCAGUGGCAAGGCUAAUCCAUUCCAUAAGAUGGGUGGUCGGGCGGCCCAUCCGUGUCCAGAGACGGAGAGCACGGAAGAGUUGGCGGCAUGUGGGAGCCGCAGAACCUCGUACGGGGGUGGAACCGACAGUAUUCCAUCCAAAGACAUGAAGUAA
Neurospora tetrasperma FGSC 2508 is the source of this 1452-nucleotide messenger RNA. RefSeq lists its product as uncharacterized. NCBI's taxonomy places the organism in Eukaryota, Fungi, Ascomycota, Sordariomycetes, Sordariales, Sordariaceae. The coding region runs from base 1 to 1452 and encodes 483 amino acids. The record is from RefSeq and is a predicted model, not a curated record. The transcript has 3 exons. Gene Ontology annotation, cellular component: plasma membrane. Gene Ontology annotation, biological process: cell surface receptor signaling pathway; adenylate cyclase-activating G protein-coupled receptor signaling pathway. Gene Ontology annotation, molecular function: G protein-coupled receptor activity.